Molecule: messenger RNA, 1462 nt
Organism: Neocloeon triangulifer
Lineage: Eukaryota; Metazoa; Arthropoda; Insecta; Ephemeroptera; Baetidae
Gene: Rala
Product: ras-related protein Ral-a
Exons: 7
Coding region: 297-902 (201 amino acids)
Biological process (GO): Ras protein signal transduction
Cellular component (GO): plasma membrane
Molecular function (GO): GTPase activity; GDP binding; GTP binding
Source: RefSeq, a predicted model, not a curated record
CGCUUUUGUUCAUCAGAUAGGUGGGAGGAGACAUAGCGCAUAUUUGUACUCGACCGCUUCGUUCCACUUUUCCGCCUCGCAAAUAAUCGCAACCAAAAGACUGCAUGGUGGAUAUUAAUUAGCACGCAGCUCUUCGUAAUCGACAGGUCGUGCCGAUCUGUUUGCGAGUCGUGCCAGAGGACGGGGCUUCUCGGGAGAGAAGGAAGCGCAAGGCGGAUUCGCACAGGGAGCAUUGACCCUCUCUCUUCCUUCGCAGAGCAGCCCUUUUAUUUUGACAGGUCCGUUUAUCAGGCAACAUGUCCAAGAAACCGGCCGUCCAGCCUGCGCUCCACAAGGUCAUCAUGGUCGGCAGUGGCGGCGUCGGCAAGUCGGCUCUCACCCUCCAGUUCAUGUACGACGAGUUCGUCGAGGACUACGAGCCGACCAAGGCUGACUCGUACCGAAAGAAGGUUGUUUUGGACGGUGAGGAGGUGCAGAUUGACAUUCUGGACACCGCUGGACAGGAAGAUUAUGCAGCGAUCAGAGACAACUACUUUCGCAGCGGCGAGGGUUUUCUGUGCGUGUUCUCCAUCACCGAGCACGAGAGUUUCCAGGCAACAGAGGAGUUCAGGGAGCAGAUCCUGCGAGUGAAAAACGACGACAACAUUCCGUUCCUGCUGGUGGGGAACAAGAGCGACCUGAAGGACAAGCGGAAGGUGUCGCUGCAGGAGGCGACGUCGCGGGCGCAGCAGUGGGGCGUGCCGUACGUCGAGACGUCGGCCAAGACGCGCGAGAACGUGGACAAGGUGUUUUUCGACCUGAUGAGGGAAAUAAGGUCGCGCAAGAUGGAGGAGAACAAGGCCAACAACGGCAAGAGCAAAGACAAGUGCAAGAGGAAGAAACGCAAAUGCACCAUCUUGUAGAGCAGACUCUUCCGAAUAGGUUUUUUGUGAGCUGCUGCAGAAAAUCGCCAAGCGCAAGGCUGCUGAAGAGGUGACCAACAACAAAGAAGACAAGGCCACCAAAAAGUGUUGUGUUAUUAUGUGAAAAUCAUUCCCCUAAAGUACUGAAAACAAAUGCCUUUUUUUCUACAAAAGUAAAAGCAACCACAUGGAGACGACCACUCGCAUUUUCCUUGUAAUUUUCUCGGCGGUUGCGCCUCUACAAUGUUUUUAUUUGUGUUCUUGCAAACUUUAAACAAAAAUUUGCGCAGCUCCAUUAAAUGGAGUGCAACUGCUGAAUAUUUCACUUUUGUAAAUAAUAAUAUAAAAUGUACCACGAUGAUAACUUAUAUUUACUAAGUUUGCUUCGCACACUCAAAUUUUUUUAACGAGUAAAUUGUAACAGGCUUUUUCUGUAUCGUUGUGAAUGGCGAAAUCAACUGAUUUUAUAUCAAACUCUUAUAAAAUUAAUAAUUUAUGCUGUACAAUUUGAGUUAUAUUAAACUUCUAUUAUUUAAUAAAAAUUGAUAUUUAGAAUCUUC